UCCCAGAUACGUCUCAGAAGAUAAGCAGCGUCUCCCAAGACUUGUGCUGUGAAUAAAUGCCCUCCUGACAUGAACAAAUAGGGGGCGACUCCGCACUCCUCUCCUCACAUGCGAGCAGACAGUUUUCCAAGGCAGCUGGAGGAAAAUCAUUCAUUUUUCAAGGCUCCAAAACAAAUGUGAUAUGAUACCAUGAGACAGAAUUCAGCCAGGAUUCUCCUCGCAGACCCCUGAGAGAGGAAGGAGGGGGGUGGGCUUCUCUUGCUGCGCUUUUUUUUUAUCACCAACAACAGAACAUUUUCUUGACUCUCCUCUUUCAUUCAUCUUUGAGGAGCCUGUCCGUCGAUUUUCUGACAAUGUAGUGGGCGUGAGGGCGGCUUGCAUUGCGAGAGGUGUCAGAGUCACCAGAGCCUGCAGAAAUCUGCCGCGGUUUCUGGUUCAGAACCAGGGACAGCUCCCGGCACCCUCAAACUUCAGCCUCCUCCGCUGCGCCCAACUCUCGACAUGUGGAGGAUCGGAACCGCGGACCGUCCCCGCACAGGCUGUAAUCUACAAAAGCAGUGAGGAAGGCCGACGUCGCUGGAGCUUUAAAUGGCCUCGGUCAGGAUGAAAGCACCGCUGCUCUGAGAUCUGGUGCUGCCACGUCCCAUUGUUCCUGGCCUCGGCCCGUCGUCAUCAAAAGCUGCGCGGAAAGAAGGCCAGGCCUCGGAACCUCACGCGGGGAUAUGUCGCAGGGGAGACCCCCGGUGUUGGGGCUUGCCCCUCGGCCCCGACCUCUCCCACUGUCCCGCCUGAGCUUCCUCUUCAUCUGUGCGUCGCUCUUCGCCCGGACUCCCCAGGGUUUACCUGUGGUGGGCUAUAACACCGACUCCAAGAGGGAGAUCACGCUGGAGGGCGACUUGAUGAUUGGUGGCUUGUUCCCCGUGCACCAAAAGGGGGAGGGGUCGGAGGACUGCGGCAAGAUCAACGCCCAGCGAGGGAUCCAGAGACUGGAGGCCAUGUUGAUGGCUCUGGAUGAGAUCAACAGAGACGAGCGCAUCUUGCCCGGCAUCACUUUGGGAGCUCACAUCCAGGACACUUGCUCCAAGGACACGUACGCUCUGGAGCAGUCGCUGGAGUUUGUCAGGGCCUCGCUCACCAAAGUGGAUGACAGCGAAUACACGUGUCCGGACGGCUCCUACGCCAUCCACGACGAGGUCCCGCUCGCCAUCUCCGGGGUGAUAGGAGGCUCCUACAGUGACGUCUCCAUCCAGGUGGCCAACCUGCUGCGACUCUUCCAGAUCCCUCAGAUCAGCUAUGCGUCCACCAGUGCCAAACUCAGCGACAAAACCCGCUACGACUACUUUGCCCGGACGGUGCCGCCGGACUUCUACCAAGCCAAAGCCAUGGCUGAAAUCCUGCGCUACUUCAACUGGACUUACGUGUCCACUGUGGCCUCGGAGGGCGACUAUGGUGAAACCGGCAUUGACGCUUUUCAGCAGGAAGCUCGAGCGCGUCACAUCUGCAUCGCCACCUCGGCCAAGGUCAGCCGCUCCAUGAGCCGCUGGAGUUAUGAAAACGUGAUCCGCUCCCUGCAGCAGAAGUCCAAUGCCAAGGUGGUCAUCCUGUUCACCCGCAGCGAGGAUGCCCGCGAGCUUCUGGUGGCUGCCAACCGCAUGAACGUCACCUUCACCUGGGUGGCCAGCGACGGCUGGGGGGCCCAGGAGAGCGUGGUGAGAGGCAGUGAAGCGGUGGCAGAUGGGGCGUUUACCAUCGAGCUUGCCUCCUACCAAAUCCCACACUUCAACAACUACUUCACGUCCCUGCACCCCUACAAUAACACCCGAAACCCAUGGUUCAGAGAGUUUUGGGAGAACCAGUUCCAGUGCAGCCUCCAUGACUUGGGCUGCGGGAAAUACUCGCUACGGGAGGCGCCAUUCCAACCUGAAUCCAAGAUCAUGUUUGUGGUCAACGCGGUCUACGCCAUGGCGACUGCGUUGCACAACAUGAGGCAGGCCUUGUGUCCGAACUCCACCAAGGUGUGCGACGCCCUUAAACCUGGAAACGGCAGGAAGUUUUACCGGGACUACAUUCUUAAAGUCAAGUUUGAAGCACCAUUUCGUCCACCAGACACGGAGAACAUUGUCCGCUUCGACACCUUCGGCGACAGCCUCGGCCGUUACAACAUAUUCCACUACCACAAGGAGGGAGGGCGCUACGUUUACCGCAAAGUAGGCUACUGGGCUCAGAGUCUGUCGCUGAACACCAGCCUGAUCCCCUGGCCAGGUCACGUCGCUCCCACCUCCCAGUGUAGCGACCCCUGUAAGAAGAAUGAGGUGAAGAACAUGCAACCUGGGGAUGUGUGCUGCUGGAUCUGCAUCCCCUGUCAGGCCUACCAGUACCUCCAGGACGAGUUCACCUGUGCUGACUGCAGCUUCGGCCAGUGGCCUCUGGCGAACCUCACCGGCUGUUACGACCUACCUGAGGAGUACAUUCGCUGGGAAGAUGCCUGGGCCAUUGGACCUGUCACCAUUUCCUGCUUAGGAAUGAUGUGCACUUUCUUUGUCAUUGGCCUCUUUGUCAAGCACAACGAGACGCCCGUUGUUAAAGCCAGUGGACGUGAACUCUCGUACAUUCUUCUCCUGGGAGUGCUGAUGUGUUACAGCAUGACCUUCAUCUACAUCGCCAAGCCCUCCACUGCAGUUUGCACUCUGCGCAGGCUUGGCCUGGGAACUUCCUUCGCCGUGUGCUAUUCAGCGCUGCUGACAAAGACCAAUCGCAUCGCGCGGAUCUUCAGUGGGGUGAAAGACGGAGCCCAGCGGCCUCGCUUCAUCAGCCCCGCCUCCCAGGUCGCCAUCUGCGGGGCUCUGAUAUCCUGCCAGCUGGUGGUGGUGGUGGUGUGGCUUCUGAUCGAGACACCAGGCGUGAGGAAGGAGGUGAACCCGGAGAAAAGAGACGUGGUCACCCUCAAGUGUAACAGCAAGGAUUCCAGCAUGCUGGUGUCGCUCACCUACAACUGCAUCCUCAUCAUCCUCUGCACGUUUUAUGCCUUCAAGACCCGGAAAUGCCCCGAAAACUUUAAUGAGGCAAAGUUCAUCGGGUUCACCAUGUACACCACCUGCAUCAUCUGGCUGGCCUUUCAACCCAUAUUCUACGUGACUGCCAGCGACUACAGGGUGCAAACCACCACCAUGUGCAUUUCCGUCAGCCUAAGUGGGUCGGUGGUUCUGGGCUGCCUCUUCGCUCCCAAGGUCCACAUCAUCCUGUUCCAGCCUCAGAAGAAUGUCUGCACCCUGAGAGUGGCCACGACGCGCUUCAGUGUCACCACCGGCCCCGGAUCCAGUCUCUCGCAAGCGUCUGCCUCCAAUGUGGUUCCAACAGUGUGUAACGGACGAGAGGUGGUUGACUCAACGACGUCCUCCUUGUGAAGGUCACAUGCUUUCCUCUGCUGACCUUUGUAAACAGAAAUAUACCUGUGAUCACUAGUUCAGGUGUUUCAGAUAUUUAAGAGGAUAAUUGUUCUGGCGUUGUUGUCCUCCAAGUGCAGUGAGUGCAGUGUCUCUGUUCUUUUUUAUAUUUGGUUCUUUGAUAUCAUAUUGAGAUUUUAAAUGAGAUGAAGCUGCAUACAGUAUUUGCCCUUGUUUUUUUUUUUUAGAGAUUCUUCUUGCGAUGUCGGAGUAAAUGAUAGUGAGUCUGUUCAAGGUGAUGUAUACGAGCGUUUUUAUUGUAGAUCUUGGUGAACCAGUUUGUGCUUUCUUGUAAUUUAUGUAAAUAAAAUGUGUUUUUUA
Synchiropus splendidus (mandarinfish) is the source of this 3764-nucleotide messenger RNA. RefSeq names its product glutamate receptor, metabotropic 2a (gene grm2a). The transcript has 6 exons. The record is from RefSeq and is a predicted model, not a curated record. Gene Ontology annotation, molecular function: group II metabotropic glutamate receptor activity. Gene Ontology annotation, biological process: regulation of synaptic transmission, glutamatergic; G protein-coupled glutamate receptor signaling pathway. Bases 723 to 3404 code for a protein of 893 amino acids. Gene Ontology annotation, cellular component: membrane. Lineage: Eukaryota; Metazoa; Chordata; Actinopteri; Syngnathiformes; Callionymidae.